Messenger RNA from Paramisgurnus dabryanus, 1396 nucleotides. RefSeq names its product plac8 onzin related protein 2 (gene ponzr2). Lineage: Eukaryota; Metazoa; Chordata; Actinopteri; Cypriniformes; Cobitidae. The record is from RefSeq and is a predicted model, not a curated record.
GGGUUGAAGACCUUUGUCACAGCAUAUGCAUUGAAAUUCUUUAGGAUAUUUAGUAGUCCUUUCUAGGGUUCUUCGAAAGUUAUGUAAUCUCGGUCCACACCUCACUGGGAAUGUUUGUACGUGAUGCUUGAAGGACGCUGCUUUGUUCAAGUCUAACAGGUUUACACACGGCUGAUCCUUUACAGAGUUAAAACGUCUAGCUCAACAGCACACAGCUGCAAACAUGUCGAAUUCAAUGAUAGUCACACAGCCACAACCUCUUAUGAUCUCCAGAGAAUCGGAUCAAUGGGGAUCAGGCGUUUGUGAUUGCUGUGAUGAUGUGCCUGAAUGCUGCUUUGGCUUCUGGUGUUACUGGUGUUUUACCUGUGCGUCAACCAAACGCUAUGGCGAGUGUUUAUGUCUCCCCCUGCUGGAUAUGUGUGGGAUUGUUCCACCCAUAACGCUGUCCAUGAGAGUCUUAAUGCGCAAUCGUUACGGGAUUAAGGGCACCGUUUGUAAUGACUGUCUGAUGGCCACAUUCUGCAGAGCCUGCGUUUGGUGUCAGAUGUCACGUGAGAUGAAGGAUCGGUCUAUCCAGAUCACACUUGUUGGUGCCAAAAAUCUUUAAUCUUUAAUAAAGAGUCUAUAUCAAGACUCAGAAAGACUUUUAUAAUCAAAUCUGAACGAUGUUGUACUUUGUAAAACUUUUUUUGCAUUUAAUUUUUUUAAGUAUAAUCAAUGUGCAAGUCAUUUCAACUUGGUUUUUUAAAAUCUUGACUAGUUGAAUUAGCUUAAAGGGAUAGUUCACCCAAAAGUGAAAAUUCUUUAAUUUAUUCAUCCUCAUGUAGUUCUAAACCUGUAUAGAUUUCUUUUUUCUGAUGAACACAAAAGAAGAUAUUUAGAGAAAUGAUGGUGCGCAUAUGGUGUCCAUUGACUUUCAUAGUAGGAAAAAAUCUUUUGGAAGUAUUGUGGUAUAUGAUGAAGAAAAUAUUUUGAUAAAUGAUGGAAAGCACACAGUUGACAGUACCAAUUAAAUUUCAUCACAUUUUUUUAUUCCUACUAUGGAAGUUAAUGGUCACUAUCUGCUGUGUAUUUACCAUCAUUUCUCAAAAUGUCUUGUGUUCAUCAGAAAAAAUAAAUUUAUACAGGUUUAAAACAUGAGGAUUUUUGGAUGAACUAUCCCUUUUACUUAUUUCAACUUAAGUUACACCAUGCAAGUCAAGAUAAAACAAUUCAAGUUGAUUGUAUUACUUAAUUUAAGUGCAAAAAAUUGUGUUGUAAAAUACUUAUUUGAUAUCAAUUAUCUGUAAAUUACUUGUGAUAUAAUUUGAGAGACCCGUGAAUGUUAUUUUCUACUGAUGCUUUGUCUGUGUUUUAAUUAUAUUGUUCUAAAAUAAAUCAAUGUACAGUGUUGUUA